Molecule: messenger RNA, 1734 nt
Organism: Penicillium nucicola
Lineage: Eukaryota; Fungi; Ascomycota; Eurotiomycetes; Eurotiales; Aspergillaceae
Product: CoA-transferase family III domain-containing protein
Exons: 2
Coding region: 1-1734 (577 amino acids)
Molecular function (GO): catalytic activity
Source: RefSeq, a predicted model, not a curated record
AUGUCUUCUCACGAAACAGUUCCUGGGACUGAUAUCUACGGACCGGGUACAUUCGUGGACAAAGAGUUCACACCAGCUCCCCAAGAUGCUAGUCGUAUCUUCGAGUAUAUUGCCAAGGGCACUCCGGGAUUUACUCAAGACCAAGAACUUUGGAACACCGUCCGAUUUGAGGGAACUUCGCUACCCGUCAUUCCUGGUCCGACAAAAGCACCCCUCAUUGCAGCUGCACUUCAUGCUAUGUGUGGCGUAGUAGCCCACGAAAUUGUCGAAGACCGUGAUGGUACAUCAGCCAAGUCCCAGGAUGUCACAGUGAACACCGAUCAUGCGGCUAUCUGGCUAGGAACCAUCUUCGCGGCUUCCAUCCAGGGCAAAGAUAUGUCAGAGCUAGUCAGAACGCGUCAGAUGCCAUCUCUUUUCACAAAAGAUUUCGAGGGCGACUUCAUGUCCUCGCCCAUGAGACAACGAACCACCGCCCUGUACAAGACCAAGACCCCGGGUGUCUGGUAUCAACUCCACGGCUCCUUGAAUGCUGCGCCAGUGCUCAAGUCCAUGGGCAUGGAUCCAGAGUAUCCCGCAAAGACAUCAGACGAGGCCUAUGAAUACAUCUCUCGCCACGUUGAGCAAUGGACUGCCGAUGAGUUGGAAAUGCAUAACGUCAAGAAUGGCUUCUGUGGAAGUAUCUGUUUUACUCCUCAAGGGUGGUCAGAGACCUUGAUGGGAAAGAGACUGGCAGAUCAUCCGCUAGUCGGUUAUUCACGACAGUCGCAUGCAAUUCCCACUCCUGCCAUCCCAUCGACCAAGCUCCCCAGCGAUAAGCGGCCUCUGGCCGGAAUCAAAGUCGUGGAGCUGGUUCGUAUUAUCGCCGGUCCUGUCAUUGGCUCUACUCUCGCUGCUCUCGGUGCGGAUGUGAUUCGUGUCAACUGUAGUAGUCUGACAGAUUUAAAUGUCCUGCAGCCUACCUUGAACACGGGAAAACGUACCAUAGACCUUGAUCUUACACAGGAUGAAGAUAAAGCACGCCUGAGAGAACUUAUCGCAGACGCUGAUGUCUUCGUCCAAGGCUUCCGUCCCAAUGCGAUUGCAAGAAAGGGAUUCGGCAUCAACGAUCUUCUCGAAAUGGCCGGGAAGCGAGGCAAGGGAAUUGUUUACGUCGAAGAGAAUUGUUACGGCCCUGACGGACCGUAUCAUGAGAGACCCGGCUGGCAGCAGAUCGGAGAUGCAGCUUCAGGCUCUUCUUAUGUCAUGGGUCGGUCAUUAGGCUUCAAGGAUGGUACUAGCAUUCUGCCUCCCCUCCCAAUUUCGGAUAUGAGCACUGGUCUUGUCGGUGCUCUAGGAACACUUCUUGCACUUCGGGAUCGUGCCCGACUGGGAGGCUCAUACCGCGUCACCAGCUCUUUGGUAAAGGCGGACGCGAUCUCUUUGGAACCGGAAAUUGGUCUUUACUCGCCGGAGAUUGUUGCAAAGAGUACCGAGCUGUUCAAAUGGGGUCACAUCGGUCCUUCUCAGUUUGUAACGGAGAUUCUUCUUGUCGUCAUGGAUGGCUGGAAGAAGGUUUUCCCCCAGUACUUCGAGACUGGAUCAGAUUCGCUCAUGACCACCUUCCAAGAUGGGCCCUGGGGCCAAAUGAACAUUUUGAAGCCUGUGGCUCAGCUGAGUGACCCUGGUGUGACGCCUCGAUGGUUAACACCUGCAGUGCCGCAUUGCUAUCAUUCCCGGGACAUAAAAUGGCUGUGA